UAUGAGAGGGACGCUACCACCGACUGAGCUACAGAAGCUAUCUGCUAUGACUGGAGAUUAAAACUAAUAUAAACCAAACCUUUCUCUGUAGAGUUAAAAAGAAUGAAAUAUGAAUUUACUCAGCUGCCGUUUGACAGUGGCGGAAGACUGUGAAAAUAGGCGAUAAAAGAAAGGAAGAAAAAAAGAAGAGUAUUUUUGUAGUUGACUUUGGCUUUACAGCUGGUAUCAAGUUUGUUGUUGCACUUUCUACAGAAGCAAAUGCUAAGUCCAUGCUAGCCAACAUUGAAAUUGACUCACUCAGGUUUUGGUAUGGACAACAGGUUCUAUCGUGCCGUAAAUUCGAGAAUAAUUUUUCAUUUGUAUUGAUAAGAUGUUUUCACUUACGCCAUAAUUAUUUUACCUAACACUGAGUUCUCAACUUGAGAAAUAUAAGGAAGCUUUAUACGCGCCUUACAAAUCCAGCUUAAGGUAUAACGACACCUCUUCAUCUGCUGCAUUGGACUGGUUUCAUCAAAUUUUCAGCGUAUUCAUUCAUUUUUAAUCAAUUAUUGAAAUUCCAAACAAUUUCACUGUCUCUACUCUUUUUAUAAGACCAAAGUGAAUCCCUUCAAGAAGAAUAUAUAAAACGUGGCUACUCAACAAUAACUCCUCAGAAGAAAAUAUAUCAUGUUUACUGGACUCAUCGAAGCUACUGGCGUAGUUCGCCGUGUCGUAAAGUCAUCUGAGGGAUUCUCUGUUGGCAUCGAGGAGCCCAAGAUUAUUAAAGAUUGUAACUUAGGCGAUAGUAUUGCUGUUAAUGGUACUUGCUUGACGGUUACAGAUCUUAACGAUUCAGGCUUCAUGGUUGGAAUCGCACCCGAGACCCUUCGUCUUACAAACCUAGGGUCCUUGACGGAAGGCGAUUCUGUGAACUUGGAACGUGCCGUUCUCAGUACGACUCGUAUGGGAGGCCAUUUUGUUCAGGGCCACGUUGAUACCGUUGCCGAAAUUGUAGAGAAAAAACCAGAUCAAGAAGCUAUUGUAUUUACAUUCCGUCCUCGGGACCCUUCGGUUCUCAAGUAUAUAGUCUACAAGGGUUACAUCGCCUUGGAUGGCGUGUCGCUCACGGUCACACAUGUUGACGAAAGAACCUUUAGCAUUAUGAUGAUUGCCUACACUCAGUCAUGCGUUAUCAUGCCAACCAAAAAAAUCGGUGACUUAGUGAAUGUGGAAGUCGAUCAGCUUGGAAAGUAUACCGAAAAGCUGGUGCAAGCCCAUAUUAAAGAAUGGUUUCAAAAAGAAAAACAAUAACUGCAAGUGAUAAUGAACUUAUACUUAACAUAAUAUAAAAUCUAUACUGAUCUGGUCUACACCACUUCUCUAGGCACUCUUGUCUAAAGUUAUGUUAUUCUUUCUCACUCCUAUACAUAAAAUAAUC
Schizosaccharomyces octosporus yFS286 is the source of this 1417-nucleotide messenger RNA. Its product is annotated as riboflavin synthase. Bases 667 to 1290 code for a protein of 207 amino acids. NCBI's taxonomy places the organism in Eukaryota, Fungi, Ascomycota, Schizosaccharomycetes, Schizosaccharomycetales, Schizosaccharomycetaceae. The transcript has a single exon. The record is from RefSeq and is a predicted model, not a curated record. Gene Ontology annotation, molecular function: riboflavin synthase activity. Gene Ontology annotation, biological process: riboflavin biosynthetic process.